AUGGACAACCUUCUAGACCUCAAGUCCAGUGAAUCAAGCAGAGGAUAUUGGGACAUCAACUGGAGUUUGCCAGGGGGUCAGGACAGAUAUCAAUUGCUCAAAGGAUCUGAGUAUAGUGUAAUUCAUCUGAGUAACAAUCAGUUGGAGGUUUCAUUCAGGAGCACAUAUGAUCCUUCAACUCCUGGUGUCAGAUUGCCACUCAGUAUUGACUUAAGGUACAUUUUGAGGAGUGGUGAUUCUGGCUUCUAUUGCUAUGCAAUAUAUGAGAUUCCUCCCGGAUGCCGCGCCUUUGAUCUUGCUCAAACAAGAAUGGCAUUCAAGUUGCGACGAGAAAAUUUUCACUAUAUGGCAAUCACGGAUGAGAAGCAAAGGGUAAUGCCAAUGCCAGACGAUCUACUCCCAGAUAGAGGCAAACAGCUGAUUGUACCUGAAUCAGUUUUACUUGUAAAUCCCAUUAAUCCGGCUCUCAAAGGCGAGGUUGAUGAUAAGUAUAUGUAUUCAAUGGACAACAAAGAUGGUGGAGUUCACGGCUGGAUAAGUUCUGGUCCCAACGUUGGAUUCUGGAUCAUCUUUCCCAGUCAUGAGUUCCGCAAUGGUGGACCUACUAAGCAAAAUCUCACAGUCCACACUGGUCCAAACUGCCUUGCUAUGUUUCAUGGAACUCAUUACAUUGGGAUUGACAUAUUAGCUCAUUUUGAAGAGGGAGAGACAUGGAGGAAGGUAUUUGGCCCGGUCUUUGUAUACCUUAAUGCGACUGCGGAUGCAACAAAAGCCCACAAUUUGUGGUUUGAUGCCAAAAAGCAGAGGUCAUUUGAAGAGACACUAUGGCCAUAUGAUUUUGUUUCGUCGCCUUAUUUUCUUACUGCUAAGGAACGCGGUUCAGCUUCAGGACGACUGGUUGUCCAAGACAGGUUUGUUUCUGGUUCUCUCAUCCCUGCUAAAUAUGCAUAUGUCGGUCUAUCGGCCGCAAGAACCGAAGGAUCCUGGCAAACAGAGAGCAAGGAUUAUCAAUUUUGGGUGCAAACAGAUGCAAAUGGAAACUUUACCAUCAACAAUGUCAUUCCAGGAGUCUAUGGACUCCAUGGUUGGGUUCCCGGAUUCAUCGGUGAUUAUCUUGACAAGGAACUUGUCACCAUCUCUUCAGGAUCACAAACACAACUUGGUAAUUUGACUUAUGUACCCCUCAGAGAUGGUCCAACUGUGUGGGAAAUCGGCUUUGCGGAUCGAACGGCUAUUGGUUAUUAUGUUCCUGAUGUGAAUCCUAUGUAUGUUAACAGGUUGUUUCUCAACAGCCCUGAAAAAUACAGGCAAUAUGGCUUGUGGGACAGAUACACAGACAUACACCCUGAAGUUGAUCAAGCUUUCACUACAGGCAUCAAUGAUCCAAAGAAAGAUUGGUUCUUUGCUCAUGUGGACAGAAGGGGAGCUGCUAAGUAUCUUCCAUCAACAUGGACAAUCAAGUUUAAUCUCACUUCAGUAACCAGUGGAACUUACAAGCUGAGGUUGGCUACCGCAUCAGCAACUCGCUCCGAUCUUGAGAUCUAUGUCAACUAUAUAGAUGCACAGCACCUGGUGUUCCAAGUGAUGAAUUUAGGGACAGAUAACACGGUUUGUCGCCAUGGAAUACAUGGACUCUACCGGCUUUUUAACAUUGAUAUUUCGUCGUCGUUGUUGAUUGAAGGAGACAACACCAUAUUUCUCACACAGGCCAGAGGUGGUGAUGCACUUUGUGGAGUCCUCUAUGAUUAUAUAAGGCUAGAAGCUCCAGCAACUCCUCAGAUAACUGAGCAGCUGUAA
Messenger RNA from Cornus florida, 1797 nucleotides. RefSeq names its product probable rhamnogalacturonate lyase B. The record is from RefSeq and is a predicted model, not a curated record. Lineage: Eukaryota; Viridiplantae; Streptophyta; Magnoliopsida; Cornales; Cornaceae. Bases 1 to 1797 code for a protein of 598 amino acids. The transcript has 14 exons. Gene Ontology annotation, molecular function: carbohydrate binding.